GUGUUUCUGGCCGGUCUGGCGCAGUACAGGACAUGGCGGUCGUGUGCAUCGUCACUUUGGCGUUCGGUAUCGACGUGGAAACCGUCGCCUUCACGGCCCGGGGUCUGUUUGUCUUCUCUGCCAAGAGCUAUCCGCACCGCCCAACACUGUGGCACUCAGGAGAAGGAGCCCUCAGAAGACACGAUCCGCGUGUCUUCGUGGACCGGUCGACGACUCACUUUGGCGAAGCCGUCGACGUCUUUGUCAAAGCCGAGUGUGAAGGACGCAUCUCCCUCGAGGACAUCCGUGAAGGCAUGACGAGCAUUCACCAAGUCGGCGACAUCGCGCUGAACAAGCCUAUCAAGUCUCGACUCCGCGAGCUUUACUACGGUCACCGCAUCGACGCCCUGGACGAUGCGACGCCGGGCGAUCUCUUUCGCGUCAGACGCGACCGCGUCUUCGGUUUUGUCGAGAAGGUCUACGCCGACAUCAACAAGGACAAUCGCACUCGUCGAUGGAUCGCCGACGCCUACGACACGUGCGGAAUGAACCCGUGGGCGACCAACCAAGAUCGGUUCAAGGCCCACCUAGACGGCUUGAACAUGUCUGGCGCGAUGCUCACCAAUGUGCAGCCCUUCACCCUCGACUAGGGCAAGGUCAACACCAGCUUCAUAAAUGUCGUG
Molecule: messenger RNA, 662 nt
Organism: Saprolegnia diclina VS20
Lineage: Eukaryota; Oomycota; Saprolegniomycetes; Saprolegniales; Saprolegniaceae
Exons: 1
Coding region: 33-629 (198 amino acids)
Source: RefSeq, a predicted model, not a curated record